Salvelinus sp. IW2-2015 is the source of this 2964-nucleotide messenger RNA. NCBI's taxonomy places the organism in Eukaryota, Metazoa, Chordata, Actinopteri, Salmoniformes, Salmonidae. The record is from RefSeq and is a predicted model, not a curated record.
GACCACAACCUCUCUGACCCUCAGUCAUGACAUCACCUGAGUCCCCCGUCCCCUCCCCUUCCCCCUGUCCGCCUCCCCCUUCCUCCCUCCCCUCUUCUCCCACUCCCUCCCCCCUCCCACCUCCCCCCUCGCUGACUCCCACAGGGGAGGUGAUGGUCCUGGCCCUGGGGAGGAAGAAGCAGAGGAUGCUCAUCGGUCUCUCCAUCCUGCCCAAUCUCUUCCUGGCCUUCCUUCUCUCCUCGGACGCCCUGCUUACCCUCACCUCACCCCACCACUGCCGCCUCCCGGGACCCUUGCCCGCCGCCCAGAUCCUUAACACCUCCCUGCCCUGGGAGAAGGGGGGCAGAGUGGGGGACAGCGGGGGGCUGUCUCAGUGCAAGCAGUAUAUCAACGGUACCCAGUCCGGGGUGGAAAACUGUGAAGCUGGCUGGGACUACAACGUCACAGAAGGAUUGAGGAUUAACAUUGUUACUGAGUGGGAUUUGGUGUGUGGUCAGUACUGGCUGGUUCCAGUCGAAGAGGUGUCCUUCAUCCUGGGCGUUCUGACAGGAUGCCUGGGACUGGGCUUUGCAGCUGACAGACUGGGCAGGUUGAAGACACUACUCACCUCUCUGACCCUCUCAGUGGUAUUUGGCGUGCUUGUGUGCGUCUCUACCUCCCCCCCUAUCUUUAUUGUCAUGCGCUUUUGCCUGGCUGCUGCUAGUGCUGGUGUCUACCUCACGCUUUACAUCACACGUUUAACUCGUGACCCCUCACUACGUCUGCUAUCUCUGUUCCUCACCUAUGGUAUUCCAGGGGUAUUUCCUGAGUCUCCUCGCUGGCUCCUCCUCUCUGAGAGAUCAGCUGAUCUGAAUUCCUUCAGUGAAAGAAGAGAUAGAGGGAGGGAUGACGAGAGCUUCACAGAGCUGGACUCCGAGCUAUCUCCCUCUACUCGCCCACACCUGUCCUUCCCAGAGCUCGUACACAGCAGGAACAUCUGGAAAAAUAUAUGUGUGCUCGGCUUCACCUCGUUCAUUUCCCAUGGCAUUAGUCACUGUUACAGCUCGUUCCGCGGUGAUGUCAGAGGCACUGCCCCCAGCUUCUAUUGGACCUAUCUACUCUCUGUCUGUGCGGGAGGAGGGGCCUGGCUGUUGUUAUGGGCAACCGUGAACAGGUGUGGUCGACGUGGUAUCCUGCUCCUCGCCAUGACGAUGACGGGGCUGGCAUCUCUGAUUCUCCUCGGACUGAUGGAGUAUCUAAGUGAGGCUGCCAUCACUGUGUUCUCAGUGAUGGGUCUCUUCUCCUCCCAGGCRGCUGCCUCUCUCUGUGUCCUCUUCACAGCAGAGAUCAUGCCCACCAUCAUCAGGGGCAUUGGCGUGGGCACGGUGUUGGCCCUGGGCUGUGUGGGUCGGCUCACCUCGCCGCUCAUGGACCUGCGCAACCACUAUGGCUACUUCCUUCACCAUGUGGUGUACUCCUCCCUGGCUCUGCUGGCCGUGCUCUCCAUCCUGCUUCUGCCCGAGAGCAAGAGGAAACCGCUGCCCCAGACGCUGGCCGACGGGGAGCAGUACCGACGCCCCUCGCUGGGCCGGAGGAGGAGGGACAACGUGCCCCUGCUGGCCACCCCCAACCCAGAGACCUAGCAUGUCAUAACGCCAGCCCAGAGUGUCAGCAGGUCGCGGAGAGGAACAAGAGGGUCAGCUGUCUGCUGAAAAUGGUUGUGCCGAGCCAAUGAAGGAGGGUGGUUGAAGGGACCCCCACCCCCCUCACCUUUCCCAUAAGGCCUGUGUGUCAGUAAAGGGAGCAGAUGCUUUCUGCCCAUGCUCCCGACUGCCACCAUCAGAGAGACCCUUUUGAUUUGUGUAUUAUCUGGCAGAGUAUGGCAUCACACACAGCUCACGGAGGCAGAGGCAGGAAUGUUAUGGAAACGGUCCUGUAAAUACCUACAACUUAGUUUCUUUAACUUUAUGAAUGCUAGGUUAUCUAUUUAUAAAAAACAGUAGUUUUGUUUCUGGAAGUUUUUGGAAGGGUACUUUGUAUUGUGCAAAAACAUCGUACUAAGACAAGAUGAGGGCAAUUUUGUCUACUGCUCUUAAAGGCAUCGGGGGAAAUUAUAUUAAUUGAAGAUUCUUUGAGCAAACGUUACACUUGAGGGUAGUUUGGUGAAACUUUGAACUUGCAUUAAAUAAAUACUAAUAGGCUACCUCCCCAAACCCAAGAGUCCUUACAAUCAGUUUAAUAAAAAAAGAUAGAGAAAGUAACAUUUAAAUGUACUGUAGUUCCACAGACUUGGUUGGAUGUGAUGAAAUGAUAUGAAUUCAAUUUCCAGAUGUGACUUGGAGCCAGUACUGUUUAUGGGUCAUUCAUCUUGAUCGUCUGGGCUGUCAGACCUGUCUUCCUCUGGGCUUCACUGAAGACAUAGGGAGUGUGCCUGUGCAUUCAGAGCUGAAAACCUUGGGUAGAUAGAAAUGUAUGGUAGAAAAUGGACACACAUUUAUAUAUUAUAUCAGUUCUACGCUAAAUAUUAUUGUGGGGCAAUGCCCUGAAGAGUUUGCAGCAUUGAAUUAUAGCCGUGCCCAGAAACCUGCCCAAGCCCCCACCCCUUAGGCACUGAUCUGAAAGGAUUGGCUAGGUACAAACAAUCCAUCCAGCUUAUCAGGCGGCAUGGUGAAGCUAUUACGAUAUUGCUUAUACCUUUCUGAUCCUUUCAGAUCUCCACAAGCAUCUUGGCCCUAGGCUAGGGGGGGAAGGCCUAAGGGCUGUUUCCAGACCUGGGCUAUUCUCUUUUUAGAAUACAGGAACUCACUAUAAUAGAGUGAUGGUGACGUGCAUAACAGGAACCUUGUUGCCAGGCACCUUGUUGCCAGGAUUUGGUACUGUAUGUUUAUUUGAAACAUUGAGGACCUAGCUGUUUGAUGUUUUUUUUGACAGGUUUUUGAUUGGAUCUGCUCCAGAACCUUUUCUGGGCAGAGGUGUGUGUGGGGG